This is a messenger RNA of Linum tenue, 1800 nucleotides long. The record is from the annotation of a GenBank genome assembly. NCBI's taxonomy places the organism in Eukaryota, Viridiplantae, Streptophyta, Magnoliopsida, Malpighiales, Linaceae.
GCCCAAUAAACUCUCUCUUUGACCCAUUUGCAGUUAGAGAGGUAGGUACAAAGAAAAACCAAAAUUCAAAACCAGUCGAAAGAGAGAAUGGGGAGCCGAGACGGUGGCGAUGAGGCGAUGAGGGAAGCGCAGGAGGAAGAAGAAGAAGAGGAGGAUGAUACUGGCAAUCUGGUGGACUCGCCUCCCACGACUGGCGGCGGUGGAGGUGGUGGGUCUUCAGAGGUCGGGGGUGGCGCCGGAGGUGGAAGCGGAGGAGUGGUGAAUAGUAAAGUGAAAGGACCCUGGUCGCCGGACGAAGACACGGUGCUAGGUAAACUGGUGAGCAAGUUCGGGGCGAGGAAUUGGAGCUUGAUCGCUCGGGGGAUUCCAGGCCGGUCCGGUAAAUCUUGUAGGCUCAGAUGGUGUAAUCAGCUUGACCCUUGUUUGAAACGGAAGCCUUUCACUGAUGAAGAAGACCGUAUCAUUAUUUCAGCUCAUGCUGUCCAUGGAAACAAAUGGGCAGCAAUCGCAAAACUACUGCCCGGUAGAACAGAUAAUGCUAUUAAGAAUCACUGGAAUUCAACUCUAAGGCGCAGAUAUUCUGAGCUCUCAAGAUUCAAACGUGCAGCUGUCAACAUGAUGCUGAUGGAAAAUGGUAGCUACAACAUUACAAAGGCAUCAUCUUCAGAAGAAACUCCUUCGGUUGGUGAAGGCAAUUCAGUAAAGCCCAUUGAACAGCGAGAUGUUGCAAUGGAAGAAAGACCCCAAAUGGAUGAGGAGAUUUGUAAUACUCAGGAUGUGGUUCACUAUGCCUCGGUCUUACCCCACGAACAGCCUCCUAGCCUUCCUCGUCCUGUGGCGAGAGUCAGUGCAUUCAGUGUUUAUGUUCCUCCGAAUGGCCCAAAAGCCAGCAGGGCAACCUGUCACUCAAGACAAAUUCCAAACCACGAACCCUUGGUCCAAGCUUCAAAACCAGACUCUUUUGGAAGUGGAAAGUUUCUUGAAGGUAUUUGCAGCGAGCCGACAGUUCCUCCCAAAUGUGGGUUUGGCUGCUGCUCAACACCAAGUGGUGGUAGCUUGUCUGGGAGCUCAGUAUUGGGACCCGAGUUUGUCGACUACGAAGACUCAUCACUCCCCUCUUUCUCAAGUCAAGAGCUAAUCUCGAUCGCCACAGAUUUGAACAACAUAGCUUGGAUAAAGAGUGGGCUUGAGAACAGCAAUAACAGUUUCUUACAAGGCAGUGCUGCUGCAAGCCAGAGAAUCGUCCCUCAAGCACCAGCCUUGGCUUCACAAAUGGGAAUGCCUGAACAGAACUUCAGAAAUGGCCAUAUGGAUGGUCAAACCAAGUUCGUCGGGGUGAUGCCAGAUCAUAUGUCAUAUGCCUGCUAGACCUUUAGCAAUGAGAGCUGAAGUCGAAAGCUUGAGCUAGUAAACCAUGCAGCUAAAAGUUCGUACUCCGAGAUAUUCCUUAUUGGGUGGAAAAGAACAGAAUCUUUCAUCGUGGGCGGUACUAUCUUUUACUUGAUAGUUGAUAUGAUUAUUUUGUUGAACUGAGGCUCGUAUAUUUCCCAAAAUUGGCUUAUAGAGUCCCGGAUACGUUACUGAUGGUAACUGUCAUGGGUUGCUUUUGGCUUUUACUAAGUAGUGAAACUUGUCUAUAGCUCCUCCCAAGGUAGGAACAUUCCGAAACUCGGUGAAUUAGAUGUUUCAUGACCAUAAAACAGACAACUUCCUGGAUUGUGAGAAUGUUGUUUGUAAAUUCACAGUUUUUUUUUCUGAUGAGGGGUGUUUGAUCGGGAUUUUUCUAUUGUAAAUUUGUUC